CGGCGCUCCGGACUGCGGGCAGUGGCGUGCGGCCGCCGCAGCGAGCGCCGGCGGCAGCGGGGCUCGGCAGCGCGGCUUGGCUCGGCUUGGCUCGGCUUGGCUCGGCGCGGCUCGGCUCGGCGCGGCUUGGCUCGGCGGCCCGCUCCCGCGCACCAUGUCCGGUACGGCCGCGGCGCCGCCGGCUCGCAGCGCCUGAGCGGGCGGCGGCGGCGAGGGGGACGAGCCGCCGCGGGGCCGCACAUGCCCGCCGCCCCCGGGAAGUUCGGCGGGCGCUGCCCGGCAUGAGGGCGGCGGGGCCCUGAGCCGGCGGCGGCCGCCCCCUUGGCGGAGGCGGCGGCGGCGCGGCCGUCGGGGCGCGGCUCGGCGGUCGGAGGGGGCGGGCGCGGCGAUGGGGGCUCUCCCGGCGCUGCUGGGGGCCGCCUUGCUGUGGGCCGGCGCCGGGGCCCUCAUCAACCUCAAGUACUCGGUGGAGGAGGAGCAGCGGGCCGGCACCGUGAUCGCCAACGUCGCCAAGGACGCCCGGGACGCCGGCUUCGUGAUGGACUCCCGGCAGCCCACCGCCUUCCGGGUGGUCUCCAACUCGGCCCCCCACCUGGUGGACAUCAGCCCCGGCUCGGGGCUGCUGGUGACCAAGCAGAAGAUCGACCGGGACCUGCUGUGCCGGCAGAGCCCCAAGUGCAUCAUCUCACUGGAGGUGAUGUCCAGCUCCAUGGAGAUCUGCGUGAUCAAGCUGGAGAUCAAGGACCUCAAUGACAACGCACCUAGCUUCCCCACUGACCAGAUUGAGCUGGAGAUCUCGGAGACAGCCAGUCCCGGCACGCGGGUGCCACUGGAGAGCGCCUAUGACCCGGACUCGGGCAGCUUUGGCGUGCAGAGCUACGAGAUCACACCCAACGACCUCUUUGGGCUGGAGACCAAGACGCGGGGUGAUGGGUCCCGCUUCGCCGAGCUGGUGGUGGAGAAGAGCCUGGACCGUGAGACUCAGUCCCACUACAGCUAUGUGAUCACAGCGCUGGAUGGCGGCGACCCGCCCAAAUUCGGUACGGUGGAGCUCAGCAUCCGUGUCAUCGACUCCAAUGACAACAACCCUCUCUUUGAGGAGCCAGCCUACACCGUCAGUGUGCCCGAAAAUUCCCCGCUGGGCACGCCGGUUAUCCGCCUCAAUGCCUCCGACCCAGAUGAGGGCACCAAUGGCCAGGUGCUCUACUCCUUCCACAGCUACGUCUCUGAGAGGGCCCGGGAGCUUUUCCAGAUUGACCCCCAGAGCGGCCUCAUCACAGUCAGUGGUGCCAUCGACUAUGAGGAAGGUCAUGUCUAUGAGCUGGAUGUGCAGGCCAAGGACUUGGGGCCUAACUCCAUCCCUGCCCAUUGCAAAGUGACCAUCAGUGUCCAGGAUGCCAACGACAACCCUCCUCUCAUUAAUCUGCUCUCCGUCAACAGCGAGCUGGUGGAGGUGAGUGAGAACGCCCCCCCGGGGUACGUCAUCGCCCUGGUGCGGGUCUCAGACCGUGACUCUGGGGCCAAUGGCCGGGUGCAGUGCAAGCUCCUGGGCAACGUGCCUUUCCGGCUCCAGGAGUAUGAGAGCUUCUCCACCAUCCUGGUGGACGGGCGUCUGGACCGGGAGCAGAGGGACCAGUACAACCUGACCAUCCAGGCCAGGGACAAUGGCAUCCCCUCCCUGCAGGCCACCAAGUCCUUCACUGUCAAGAUCACCGAUGAGAAUGACAACCACCCCCACUUCUCCAAGCCCUAUUAUCAGGUCAUUGUGCAGGAGAACAACACCCCGGGGGCCUACCUCCUCUCCGUCUCAGCGAGGGACCCUGACUUGGGCCUCAAUGGCAGUGUCUCCUAUCAGAUCGUGCCCUCCCAAGUCAGGGACAUGCCUGUCUUCACCUACGUCUCCAUCAACCCCAAUUCUGGGGAUAUCUAUGCUCUGAGGUCCUUCAACCAUGAACAGACGAAGGCCUUUGAGUUUAAGGUCUUGGCAAAGGAUGGGGGUAACCCCUCGCUGCAGAGCAAUGCCACUGUCAGGGUGAUCGUCCUGGAUGUCAAUGACAACACCCCCGUGAUCACGGCCCCUCCGCUGGUCAAUGGGACUGCUGAAGUGUACAUCCCCAGGAACGCGGGGGUUGGCUACUUAGUGACAGUGGUCAAGGCGGAUGACUACGACGAGGGUGAAAAUGGCAGACUUUCCUAUGAAAUGGUCGAAGGAGACAGAGGAUUUUUUGAGAUAGACCAGGUCAAUGGAGAGAUAAGGACCACCAGAGCCUUUGGGGAGAACGCAAAGACAGCGUAUGAGCUGAUUGUGGUGGCUCAUGACCAUGGAAAAACAUCUCUCUCGGCUUCUGCCUUGAUUUUGAUAUACCUCUCUCCGGCCCUGGAUGCCCAGGAGUCCAUAGGAUCUGUUAACUUGUCCCUGAUUUUCAUUAUCGCCCUGGGGUCUAUUGCAGCCAUUCUUUUUGUCACCAUGAUCUUCGUGGCAGUAAAGUGCAAAAGGGAUAACAAGGAAAUCAGGACCUAUAACUGCAGAAUUGCAGAGUACUCCUAUGGACAUCAGAAGAAAUCGAGCAAGAAGAAGAAAAUCAGCAAGAACGAUAUCCGUCUGGUACCGCGGGACGUGGAGGAGACGGAUAAAAUGAACGUUGUGAGCUGCUCCUCGCUCACGUCGUCCCUCAACUACUUUGACUAUCAUCAGCAGACCCUGCCGCUGGGCUGCCGUCGGUCGGAGAGCACCUUCCUCAACGUGGAGAACCAGAACAGCAGGAACGCUGGCUCCAACCACAUCUACCACCACACCUUCACGGGGCAGAGCCCCCAGCAGCCCGACCUUAUCAUCAACGGGAUGCCGCUGCCGGAGACCGAAAACUACUCCUUUGAUUCCAACUACGUGAACAGCAGAGCUCAUUUAAUAAAAAGCAGCUCCACGUUCAAGGACUUGGAGGGGAACAGCCUGAAGGACAGCGGCCACGAGGAGAGCGACCAGACCGACAGCGAGCACGACGUGCAGCGGGGCCUCUACUGCGACACGGCCGUCAACGACGUGCUCAACACCAGCGUCCCCUCCAUGGGGUCCCAGGUGCCCGAGCCAGAUCAGAGCGAAGGAUUUCAUUGCAGGGAGGAGUGCCGCAUCCUGGGCCACUCGGACCGGUGCUGGAUGCCCCGAGCCUCGGUCCCCAGCCGCGCCAAGUCCCCCGAGCGCGGGAGGAACGUCAUCGCGCUCUCCAUAGAGGCGACCACUGUGGACACAGAGCCUUACGAAGACUGUAGCACAAAAAGGACUUUUGCGACGUUCGGCAAAGAAGGGAGCGAGCCCGUCGCCGAUGAGCGGGCCGGCAACCCGAAAGGCAAAAGAACAGUGGAUCUGCCCGUCUGCAGCCCCAAGGCGAGCGGCGCGGUCCGCGAGGCCGGCAACGGCUGCGAGGCCGUGAGCCCCGUCACCUCGCCCUUGCACCUGAAGAGCCCCUUGUCCGGCAAACCCUCGGUGCCGUACGGCAUCGCGCACUGCCCGGGCAGCCGCGACCUGGAGCCGUUCGGGAACACUGGCCCUUCCCGGCCCACGGAGGCAGAGCCCCGGGGGGCGGACAGCGAAAAUAUCCUGCAUGAGGUUAACCCACUUCUGCAAGAAUGUAGAGAAAAAGACUCGCCAGGAGUGAAGAGACUAAAAGACAUCGUCCUCUGAGCAGCACCCUGUAAAGCAAGGAGAAACCACGCUACUCCUAGCGCGUAUUGUUUUUAUUGCUUACCAAUGGUUCACAGAUUGCUGUAUUUAAAAGCUUUCCCUAAAUGUAUUGUUUAUAAAUGAAGCUAUUGUUAAUGUGACAAUCCCACUUGUUUCAACAGGCAGCAGGGGUGUUCAGCUGGAGCAAAUUAGCUUGUUUUUCCGUUCACCUGGAAGUGGUAGGGGGCAGAGGUGAGACCUGUUCGGUUGUCAGAAGUGUUAGGUGUUACGUACUUUGAAUUUCUAUAUUUUUAUAUCUCAAAACUGAUACAAAUUUCCAUUCUUGUAAAGAAUUGAAUUGCAAAUUCCUUAUUCGGACCUCUUUAGUAAGCACCCUGGCCUUUUUGUAGUCUAGGCAAAAGGAUGGCCAUUUCUUGUUCAUGACUGCUUAAAAUUACAGUUCAGUGAAUUUUAAUAUUUACCCAACACAAAGUUGUUUGUAUUUUAAGAUGUUGCUAUUUUGCUAUGGACACCCCUGCAUUUAUGAAUCCUUUUGCUGUCACAUGCUUAUCUGUACUAUUAUUGUAUUUGAUAUUGCAAAUUACUGUAUGUCUAGUGAUGGCAAAAGGCUUUCAAGUUUUUUAAAAAACCCACAAUCAUCUUAUUUAAACCUUGGGGAACCUGCAGUUUUCAGACCCAGAGGAGCAAGUGCUUUUUCCAGGCCCCACCAUCCCCUGCAGCCUUCACCUGCUCUUGCAGGGCAGUAACAGGGCAUUACAGGAAGUCAUUUGGGGGAAAAUUCUGCCUGAAUUGUCGGUUGCACUGUGCUGAACUUUUCCAAGACCCAUUUCUAUUGCCUGCUUUCAAGGCAAUGCAUGGAAAGUUUUUCCAGAAGUUUUUUUUUAGCUUCCCGAUUUAGAUAUUCCCUGUCUCUAGUCAUUUCAAAGUCAAAGUGAUGAAAUUAUUUAAGAGAUCUAAAUUACCUUCUCAAUUAGACACACACUUCCCAGUCAGCAUUUCUCAAUCAUGAUUAUGCUAAGUAUGUGCGUGUAUGUAUGUUAUCAUGGCAUGGAUUUUAGUGAUCUGAUUUCUUUUUAUUCCUGCAUCAUAAAUAAAUACAGAACGAGCAAUAGUGAUGUUAAUUUAGGGGCAGACAGGUGAUAUGUAACAACACUACUAAUUCAAUUAAUGUGCCUUCUUAAUGGAGAAAAAAUGAAAGCAAUUCAUUAUUUUUUCUCAUAAUUAAGGACUUUUUUGUGUGGGUACAAAUUUACUCAUAUAAAAUUGAUUUAAAAAAUUGAGCUACUUUAAUAGCCAUUUGUAGAAGGGAGAGAGAGAGAGAGAAAAGGGGUCUCGGAGCUCUCUUUUCUCUGGCAGUGAUAAUUCCUCAGUGAGGUAAGAGUAAGGUAGGAGGAUUAGUGUAUUAUUAUUAUUAACCCUUCACUUGACAGAUUUCAUAGAAUUUAAAAUUGACUAUGGAAGGGAAAAUAUAUAGCUCUUGCCAAUGUUUGCUGUACCAGCAAGUUGAAAUUAGUGGUUUCUAGAGAAAUAGUCUUUCUAGGUCUACAUAUCAUGAUAAAAUAUUUUUUACUUUGAUUUAUUUAAAUUAAAAAUGUCAACAAGAAAACAAGCUCCAGUCAUUAUUAUCCUCAAAAUCAAAUAAGCUCAACUAAUCUGGUUCCUUAGGGCAAAUUGGUCCUGUCUGAACUUGUAGCUGUUCUGAGACAGGUCCUCAGUCAGUUUGUCAUCAGAGCCGCUUGAUAGCGCCAGGAGUUUGAGGAGAACCUGCAAGGAAAGCUCUUCUGGUGAGAUUAGUGAGCCUUCCCUCUCCGGUGUUGAUUACUGCUACCUCAUUCAGGCCCAAUCCCAUAAGUUAAUGUGACGUCAUGUAUCCCUCCUCGAAGUGCACCAGGGUUUCCCCUUCGUUGGGAAGUCGGGAGAGCGGUUUUGUGCUCUUUCUGUCCCAGCGGUGCUGCCUGCUGGGGGCUGUGCGGCUGCGAUGCUUUUUUCCCCCCUUUUUUGCAAGCAGAUGUAUUAUUAUAACACAAGCGACAGAAGAAGGAGGCUGCCUUGAUGUUCUUAAAGUAACCGGAUUUUCUGCCACAGUUAGGCUGGGUUUAAUGUGAUACUGCCUGUUUCGGUCAGCUUCGGUUGGCUUUAUUCAGGAAAAUGUGACAUAUGCGUUUGCUGGGUGGAAGAUGCUUGCUUGGUGCCCCAGGCUGAUCACCCCCAGCGCUACCCCCGUGGGUGCAAGGUGGUUUGCAGAGCCGUCCCGCCACCGCGGGGCCUGGCAGGAUGGUGAUGGGCACGGGUCCCCAGCGCCCGGGAAGCACCAGCCCUUAAUUUUGCCCGAGUGUUGUCCUCUGCCUAUGGUGCUGCCACCACCAGCCAUCGUGGUUGGGAUGAAAAAUAGAUGCUAACUGAAAAGGAAGGGGGGGAAAAAAAAAGAAACAUUUCUCUAAUUUACCCAGAGGAAACGUUGCUUGCCACUCCAAAUAAAAGCACAGCCGAGAAAGAAUGUGAAAUAAUUCUGUAUUAAAAGGGGGCAUUAAAGAGGUCAGUAAACCCUUAUGCCUCCAAGAAAAUUGUUUAAACAACAGUUUUGCCUGCCCUGACCUGCGCCGCGGCACGGAUGGAGGCAUGUCCCCGACACGUCGUCGCUGCGUGGAGCAGAGGGCCGAGAGCGCAACUGGGAAAGGGCUGCGACGCCCUUCCCUCUCCUGAAUAUUUUGCUGUUUCUGUCACUGUCCCUCUCUGUCAUUUGAGAUGAGUUCAGGGCUCCUGGGCGAAUCGCAGUCUCUCGCUUUUUUUUUCUUUCCCUUAAUAGUUGCGUCAAAACUGGCCAUGCAAAAAUGUAAAGGCUGCAGGGUAGGCGCUUCUUAUGGUUUAAGAUAUAAUUAACGUAAUCGCUCAUAAUUCAGACCUGUCCUCAGCAUUGGUUUAGGAAAAUCACUUGUAUCCGUUGGUUUCCUUGGGGCAAGCUUGCUCCGCUCCCCCAUUUACCCGGAGGAGCCGCAGCCGUGCAGCCUCUCUGUGCCGCGCGGCGGGGACCCGCUGCUUGUGCCGGUGCUUCCCCACGCCGGGGACCAGCCCAGCUGCCUUCGCCCCCGGGUUUCCCCGUCCCGGCUGUCCGGUCCGUGGCCGCCGGGGUUCGAUUUUGUGCCGAUGCAGCGUGGCGGGGGGUUGGGGAAGGAAGAAACCCCCCCAGUGCCUGACGCGUUGUCCUGAGGAGGUGGUUGCAGUUCCCUGUUGUGUUGUGAAGCUGGAGGUGGCCUGCGCAUCACACGUUGUGCCGAAGUGAGUUCCCCCCGCCUUUUUUUUUAAAAAAAAGAUAGGAAACAAGUUGCUUUUGUAAAGAACACACUGUCUGAUUAAUAUGUUGAAAUUCUUCUUGGGGGAAAAAAAUUCUAAUUAUGAAUGGAAACACAUUUGUUUGUCAUUGGGGAAAAUUGAUGACCUCGUUGCUACAGCUGCUUUUGCAGCUACAGGUAAUCUUUUAUCCAACUUGUGAGUUGCAGUUACCUUCGGGGAAAAACCCAGCCAAGCCCACUGCAGGUGCUGGCGAGAUGGAGUCGCUCUUGGCAUCAGCUGAUGUUCAGCUGAUCGAAGCUGGGAUAUAACCUUUAAACUCAAAGAGCAGACCUAAUGCAAACCGGUUUUCAGCAACAAAUACCUCCUUGCACUACUCCGACGCUAAGGGUAUUAGUUGCAGAAGGUGUCACACCUUCGGACGAGCUCCCGGAGCAAGAAAACCAGCCUGAUGACACCAUCACUGUUCACCUGUCAACCUCGGGCAGGGUCUCGGUGGGACUGAAGUGCGGUACGUUUCACCAUGGUGUCUCCGUUGCUGACUAUAUGAAGAAUAAAUUGUUGUAUAUGCUAAUAUGUAUGUUAUGUACAUUUUCACAGUGAUUGAAUCAUUGUAAACAACAAAAUGGAAAAAAAAAUCACCAUUCUGUCUAUUUUAUGAAGAUGAUAAAGCAGCUUUAUUAAAUUAUUACGAUUCUGUUUCAAAAUGGUGUACCUGCCACGUUGGUUUUUUUUUUAUCUGAUGAGAACUUUGUUUUCCACCUCAAUGUGAUUUUCUUUUCUCUGCUUUGGGCAUCUAAUGCAUUUUAGUAUUAAAGGCAAUUAUUGAAUAAAAUGGAAAGUAAGUGUUUGGUUAAA
Molecule: messenger RNA, 7825 nt
Organism: Dromaius novaehollandiae (emu)
Lineage: Eukaryota; Metazoa; Chordata; Aves; Casuariiformes; Dromaiidae
Gene: PCDH19
Product: protocadherin 19
Exons: 5
Coding region: 389-3679 (1096 amino acids)
Biological process (GO): homophilic cell-cell adhesion
Cellular component (GO): plasma membrane
Molecular function (GO): calcium ion binding
Source: RefSeq, a predicted model, not a curated record